AUGAUCGUCGGAGAAAAUUUCUGGGAUGAGGAGAAGGAUGCACCUAUUCUAAAGAGGAAUGGAAAUUAUAUUAACAAGGAUAACUGUGAAGUUAUUUGCAAGCGUGCAGAACAUUUCUACGAAAUAAUGUUAAGCUAUAUUAAAGAAGAAAUAAAUGUGGAAAUUCGAGAUCAUUGCAAUGAUAAGGAAAUUUUACGGAUAAUUAAAUUAGACGCUGAAAGAACUUUUAACAAAGAAAAAAAUCGAUCAUUAUUAAUCGAGGUAUUACAAUCCAUUUAUCCAAUAACGAAUGAUUAUCAUCAAGGAAUAUCAUUCAUUUCUUCCUUUUUGUUACUUUUUUUAGAACCAAAGGAAGUAAUAAAAAUUAUAACAGGCUUACAUAAAUAUUAUUUACCGGGUUAUUUUAAGGCAAUGCCAAAGGCAUAUGUGAGAGAUUCUCGUGUAUUUUUAAGUAUUUUAAAUAAUUUUCAUCCAAAUUUAUAUGAACAUAUAAAAAAUUUAAUAACUCCUGAAGCCUUUGUAUCCAAAUGGUUUAUUGGUCUGAAUGUUCACGUCUUGACAUUUGAAUCACUUAUGUUAUUUUUCGAAUAUUUAUUAAAAGAAGGAGAAAUAUUUUUAUUUAAAUAUAGUAUUGCUUUAUGCAGAACAUUAGAACAGGAAAUUAUGAACACAAAUGAUGUUUCGAAGUUACUAGAGCUGUUACGACUAGAUCAAAAACUUUUCCCCAAUGAUUAUAAGAAAUCGGAAACACAAAAAAUUGGAGAUUUCUUUUUAAAUAUUAUAGAAGCUUCUCUAAAAGUGGAUAUGUCAAAUAUUGACUUAGUCAAAUUGAGGGAAGAAGCAUGUGCUCAGAUGAGGUUAGAAGAGGAAAGGAGAAAACAAAUAGAAAUGGAACGUCUUCUCACAGAUGACGAAAUUAUUUUUUCUGACGAGGAGGAAGACGAAGACGAAAAAGUUGUCAAUGAUGAUUCGAACCUGACUGAGACAGAGGAUGAAGACAAAUCAGAGCUUGGAGAUUCCAGCAAGUUUAAACGAGAAGACACAAAAGAAAAAACAGUUUCAAGUGAGGAAGUACAAACGAGUGAGAAGAAUGAUGUGGAAAAAAGGGAGUGUGAAGACGCACAUAACUGCAUUUAA
Plasmodium gonderi is the source of this 1137-nucleotide messenger RNA. RefSeq names its product GTPase-activating protein. The transcript has a single exon. NCBI's taxonomy places the organism in Eukaryota, Apicomplexa, Aconoidasida, Haemosporida, Plasmodiidae. The record is from RefSeq and is a predicted model, not a curated record. Bases 1 to 1137 code for a protein of 378 amino acids.